Molecule: messenger RNA, 2413 nt
Organism: Xenopus laevis (African clawed frog)
Lineage: Eukaryota; Metazoa; Chordata; Amphibia; Anura; Pipidae
Gene: flcn.S
Product: folliculin S homeolog
Biological process (GO): negative regulation of transcription by RNA polymerase II; positive regulation of TORC1 signaling; positive regulation of transforming growth factor beta receptor signaling pathway
Cellular component (GO): lysosomal membrane; nucleus; cytosol
Molecular function (GO): GTPase activator activity
Source: RefSeq, marked provisional
CGACGUGACUGCAGAAUUUAAAUUUGUGGUAAAGAAUCUCUUAAGUGUUACCAUGAACGCCAUUGUGGCACUCUGCCAUUUCUGUGAGCUCCAUGGACCCCGAACUUUGUUCUGCACAGAAGCUCUGCAUUCCCCGCACCCCCAAGGGGCUAGUUGUGGAGACGGCAUUGGCCAGGGAGAGCAAGCAGAGGAUGAGGAGGUGGGAAUUCAGAUGAGCAGCAGGAUCCGAUGUCACAGUCCCGCAGAAGGGGCGAGUGCAGACUCCAACAGCCCCAGGCCUAAAAAGUCUGAUAUGUGUGAGGGUUGCCGUUCCUUAGCUGCGGGACAUCCUGGGUACAUCAGUCAUGAUAAGGAGACGUCCAUUAAAUAUGUCAGCCACCAGCACCCUAACCACCCACAGCUGUUCAGCAUUGUGCGCCAGGCCUGUGUGCGCAGCCUGAGUUGUGAGGUAUGUCCUGGUAGAGAAGGUCCCAUAUUCUUUGGAGAUGAGCAACACGGCUUUGUCUUUAGUCACACGUUCUUCAUUAAAGACAGCCUGGCUCGGGGUUUCCAGAGGUGGUACAGCAUCAUUGUCAUUAUGAUGGACAGAAUCUACCUGAUCAACUCCUGGCCCUUCCUGCUGGCUAAAAUCAGAGGUGUCAUUGAUGAACUGCAGGGGAAAGCAAUAAAAGUGUUUGAAGCAGAGCAGUUUGGCUGUCCUCAGCGCCCCCUGCGGAUCAACACAGCUUUCACACCCUUCUUGCACCAGCGCAAUGGAAAUGCAGCCCGCUCUCUGACCUCUCUCACCAGUGAUGAUAACCUCUGGGCCUGCCUGCACACCUCUUUUGCAUGGCUCCUGAAGGCUUGUGGAUGUCGCCUUACGGAGAAGCUGUUAGAAGGAGCUCCCACAGAGGAUACUCUAGUGCAGAUGGAGAAGCAGGCAGAUUUAGAGGAAGAGUGUGCAGCUAGGGAGGGAGCUGAUGGGGAAGAAGGGAGACUUCAUCCACAACCUGAACUUAUGGAAGGCAGAGAGCUUUCCAAAUGUCCCACGGAAUCGUCCGUGUUGUCGGACUGCAGCUGGAAUAUGGUACAGAUGCGGAUGGGUGUCUUUAGAUCUCUCAGACACAUGAGGCAGGUCCUGGGUGCUCCUGCUUUCCGCAUGCUGGCCUGGCAUGUCCUUAUGGGGAAUCAAGUCAUCUGGAAAGGGCAAGACCAAGAGUUAAUCCAGUCUGCAUUUGAUGUCUUGCAGGCCAUGCUUCCUGUUGGCUGUGUUCGGAUCAUUCCAUACAGUGUGAAAUAUGAGGAUGCAUAUCGCUGCAACUUCUUAGGGCUCAGCCCUCAUGCAGAGAUCCCCCUUCAUGUCCAGUCAUCUGAAUUUGCUGUCAUGGUCGAUGUCCGCCAUGCGAAUCGAUCCAACCUCUACCCUGCCCUCUUUGUGGAUGACGAGCCCCUGAGCAAAUAUGAAUUUUUGGUGGCAAGCGGUAGCCCUGUGGCCACUGACAAGGUUGGACUCAUCAUUCUUAACAAGAUAGAAGCUGCUCUGAGCAAUGAGAAUCUGUCGAUGGAUGUGGUAGAUCAGUGUCUAAUCUGCCUGAAGGAGGAGUGGAUGAAUAAAGUGAAAGUACUCUUCAAGUUCACCAAAGUUGACAGCCGACCCAAGGAGGAUACACAGAAACUUCUCGUUAUCCUUGGGGCUUCAGAAGAGGACAAUAUAAAACUGCUGAAAUUCUGGAUGACCGGUCUCAGCAAGACCUACAAAUCUCACCUCAUGUCCAGUGUGCGCAGCCCCACUGCCUCUGAAUGUCGCAACUGAGAUGCAUAAUCCCGACCAGGAGCCCUGGAAAGGGAACAGUGAUAUUAUAAACAACAUAUAUUAUUUAUUGACCCUCUCUAAAUCUGUAUCCCAUAAUACAAACUGAGCACUGUACUCCCCUAGCCGGCGCGGAUGCCUGGCCUAUCCCUGCUUCAGCAGACUCAGACUCGAACAGUUUUGUAUCUAAUUCAAUUCUUGACUUGUUUGAACUGAAUUACGGGAACCCUGAUGAUGUCAAGUCCAGACGUAAUCUACCUUGGAAGCAGCAGACUAUACAAGGAUAUGCAUCUGUAUAACAAUUAAAAGAACAUAUCCGAGGAAAUGAUGCCAUAUAAAUAACAAUUUUAUUAAACAGUAAUUCCUACAGGCAUUUCAAUAUGUUUCAUCUAUAAAUAACAGCUGCCUUCCUUACUUAUAUUGAUGGUGGAUAGAAUGGGGCAUAACGAUACAUUGCCUUUCUCCUUGAGCCCUUGUCUGCAGCAGUAGAUCUACAAGCAAGCUCACGUAGGUCGGGGGGGGUUGUUGUUGACUAUUUCUUUAGUACGUACAUAUAUACAUAAUUUUACUUCUGAGCAAUGUUCAUGUCUACUUUUUUUAAUCACAUAAAAGUUCAUGAAUCAG